AUGUUUUGGCAGAGAACGUAAUAUUAUUCUACGCUCUCUGAAUAUACGUUCACUGUAAAAAGUAAACUUAAGAAUACGUUUAAACUGUUUUGGGUCCACAGCUAGUAUAUUUUUUUAAUUUGUUAUUAUUGCCAAAAAUUUGCCAACUGUUAAUAUGAAUUCUUUUAAUGGCGGUGACUCCUCUGCAGAAGAUGGUAGCGUUGACAAUUGGACAGAUUCUGAGGCAGAUGAGGAGUCCAACAACGACUACACUGCCUUCAACGCCAGGUACAUGGAUGAAAUUACAAAUAUUCUCAGCUUCAACAAUCAGGUUAAUUGCGACAAUGCUUUGGAAUUAAAUAAGGAAAUGCAACAGCGAUUACAAGAAGUGCGAAAACGUUUGCAAAGUCUUCUGCAUUCGGUGCAAGAGCGAUACCUUUUAAACGAGCAACGUUUAAAGUUAAAUGUAGAAAAAAAACAAAAAGGGUUUGGAAUGCGCGGAGCAUAUCUCAAAGGAGGGACCUUCUUUUUCAAAGGAAAUAUGUUUUUCAAAGAUCUUAAAUGCCGAAAUUGCCCAAAUAAUCAGGACUAUGAGCAUCGCAGGAAUAUUGAAGGAGAAAUGUUUCCUAUGGACUUUGAGCUAUGUAGCCGUCAUGUUUGGUCUUUGAUUGAUAAACAGGCCGUGGUGCAAGCUGUAAAAGAGCAGGUCAUUGAUUAUUUAACUGAUCGCAAAUUCCGUGAUAAAAAUAGCAAAAUAAAAAGGGUUCAAUUAGAUAUACAAGUGCAUACAGAGAAAUUGGCCAAUCUUCUUACACAAGUGGACGAGAAGUUUGAAAUAGACUGGGAGCAAGUUUCAGCUCAUAACUUAAAAUAUCGACACUCACCCAGCAGUUGCAAGGCUAUGUGGCAAGUAUACUUGCAUCCCUCUCUCAAACGAAGUGCAUGGACUGAUGAAGAGAAUAAACGACUCUUACAUAUAGCACAAAAGCAUAAUUACCAAAACUGGGAGAGUAUUGCAAAAUCAGUAACGAAACGUUCUGACUAUCAAUGCUUUAUUCAGUAUCAGACGUCCGUUUGUUUUAUGGAUACACAACGUUGGGGACGCUGGGAUAAACGUGAUGACAAAAAGCUUCUCGAAUUAAUUCUGAAAAAAACGAUAAACGGUGUUAUAGAUUGGAAUGCAGUAGCUUCUUAUUUUCCACAUAAACCGAAAAAAUCACUCCAUCAGCGUUACAUAUACUACUUGGAUCCAAAGAUAAGUCAUGAACCAUUUACAGCCGAAGAAGAUCUUAUUUUAUUAGCUGCAGUAGAAGAAUAUGGUGAAAAAUUUGCAUUAUUUCCGCGUACACUUUUUCCAAAUCGUUCUAUAACCCAGCUUCGAAUGCGUUACAAGAACACACUUCAAACGCGUCAUAUGCUAACACCCUGGUCAGUAGAGGACGAUAAGAAACUUAUGGAAUUUAUUUCCGAACACGGCACAUCAGCUUGGUUGCGUUGUGCUGAAUCACUUGGCAAUCACAAUCGUAUUAGCUGUCGUACACGCUUCCUUACUAUAAAGAAGUUUUUUGAGAAGAAUCCUGAAGCGACAAUCGAUGACAUUCCUAGAAAAAAAACUUGUAUAAUGAAGAAUAGUGUUAUUACAAAGCAAAACUGGGUAGAUAAGGUUGCAGAGCUGCGAGAGAACCCCGAUACCGUGCUUGUACCUAUGAACCGUAGAUUUAAACAAAAUAAAAAUAAGAAAGUAAAGAUUAAAAAAGGGGAAUUACUUUCACCGGAGGGUCCACCAAAAUGUACGGUGCAAUCUGCAAGGGUGAUAGAGGUGAAAAAUCGGAAACAACCAUAUGUAGAACGUUUGCGUGCUGUUGAACAAAAGCUCUAUCAUUUCUUUAAGUAUACAUACAAUUUCAAACUAGGCACUGAUGUGUGCAACAAAGCACCAAAUCAAUUCUUGCGUAUAGUAUCAAAAAUGCUCGUUUUUAAAGCGGAUCCAACACGACCCUAUAUUGCAGAUAAUAUACUGUCUCAUUAUAUAGGGAGACGUUGCAAAUUUCACCUACAGCACGAAAGUCUAACAACGAGCGAUGACUGUAGUAAACCCUUCAACUGUACACUACCGCCAAGCUGGUCUACAGCAAUGGGAUUCCGGGCACUUUGCGUGCAAUCUGCAGAAUCGCAAAUAGAGGAUUUAAGAAAUGAUAAUGCGGAGGAGCGAAAGCCAAGUGAAUUUGACAGAAGCUUGGCGGUGCAGCGAUUCCGUAAACGAAUGCAUACUUUAUUUUACCAAACAGCCUUAUUGAGUCGUUUGGAACCCGCGCAUUUUACAGAACUAACAAAAAUCCCAGCGCCACCGCCAACAUUUACGACUGUAACAGAUUUGACGCCUGAAGACUUCUUCGAAGAUACCAGCACUUCCGUCGUUGAAAAUGAAGCAGAAGUACCAAUAUUUGAUUUGAAUCGGGUGAAAACGGAGGAACCAUCCGAAUAUGCGGCCAACAGCGAAUCAACCUCGAAAAAGCAAUGUAAGCAAGGGAGGCCAACCAAAUUGAAUAGUAGAAAAAGAAAAAUGAAAACAUUACCUGUAGCAACACAACGCGCAGCAGUCAAGUAUACUGGAAACGGGGUUGGGCUGGAGGACAAUGCAACUGGCUCGACUUACAAAUCGCCAGAAACGCAACCAAUUCUGCAUUUGCAUAACAUCAAACAAGAGUGUCAAGCGCACACCGCUCUGUUGCAGCAAUGUUCACUGCACACACCGUCGGAAGAACCCGCAGAGAAACGCGUUUACGUUGAUACAAAUUGUAAUAGAUCGGAUGUUAGUUCGCCAACUAUAAAGACUGAAUUUGAACUGUAGUAUAUAUAAAGAGCUGUCAAAUAUGUAUAUAGAAAUGUAUAAUAUGUAAAACAAGUGAAUAUGCUUAAAAUGUCGAGGAACGUUAAACAUACA
Ceratitis capitata (Mediterranean fruit fly) is the source of this 2923-nucleotide messenger RNA. RefSeq lists its product as uncharacterized. NCBI's taxonomy places the organism in Eukaryota, Metazoa, Arthropoda, Insecta, Diptera, Tephritidae. The record is from RefSeq and is a predicted model, not a curated record. The coding region runs from base 155 to 2830 and encodes 891 amino acids. The transcript has 4 exons.